This is a messenger RNA of Impatiens glandulifera, 2676 nucleotides long. RefSeq names its product pentatricopeptide repeat-containing protein At1g71490. NCBI's taxonomy places the organism in Eukaryota, Viridiplantae, Streptophyta, Magnoliopsida, Ericales, Balsaminaceae. Gene Ontology annotation, biological process: RNA modification. The coding region runs from base 325 to 2565 and encodes 746 amino acids. The transcript has a single exon. Gene Ontology annotation, molecular function: RNA binding; protein binding. The record is from RefSeq and is a predicted model, not a curated record.
CAAAGAAGGAGACUCAAUUGUCUCUAGAGCUUUGUUAACCUCCGUUCGUCGUUUUUCUCUCUGUCUUCCACUGCAAGAAAAUCCCACAAGAUGAUAUUUUCUUUAAGCAAACUGAUAGAUUGAUUCAUUGCGUACUGCUUGGAGCUUUGGUCCUUACUUGCAAAAUCAUGAUUGACCCAGAGCUUAUCUUUCUAUCGUCUCUUGGAAAAAGGAGUCAUUUUUACAAUAAGAAGCUACUUAAAGUGUGUUUGUUGCAAAUGGGUUGCAUUCUUUUCGCCUACAUCCACUCAUUGGUUAGCUUAUAAAAGCCUUUCAAUUUGAUGUAUGCGGUCCUUUGAUAUUUAUUUGUCACGCAGAGAUCAAUUUGUCUACCAAGUUCAGAAGUGCAUUCCUAGAAAAUGGAAACAAACUGUCAAACAAGCAGAAAUGCAAAGCACCCAUCUUGCCAAUUCUCAUAAUCAAGGAGGGCUAUUACAGGCAACAUCCACCACAAGUGUUGUCUUUAUGACAGAUUCUCUUUUCCAAUCUCUCAAGAACUUUGCAGAUCAAGGGAAUUUAACCAAAGCUGUAAGGGUCUACUCUGUCAUCCAUAAACACGCAGCUGCUUCUCUUUCGUCAAGUGAAUUUGUUUUGCAAUCUCUGUCUUGCCUUCUUCUGUGUUGCAUCAACCUAAGGGCAUUUCAACAGGGUAAGCAACUUCAUGCCUAUGUUAUCUCAUUAGGUCUUCAACAAGAUCCUAAACUGGUUCCUAAGCUAAUUACAUUCUAUUCAUCAUUUGGCCUUCUCUUGGAUGCCCAUGUAAUAACCAAAACUUCAAACAUCUUGCAUCCAUUGCCUUGGAACUUGCUCAUUUCUUCUUAUGUUAGACAUGGGCUUUAUAGGAAUGUUUUUUCUGCAUAUAGUGAGAUGAUUAAGAAGGGAGUUAGGCCUGACAAUUUCACUUACCCAUCUCUUCUCAAGGCUUGUGCAGGAGAAGAGAAUAUUAAGCUAGGAAGAGUGCUUCACAGAACCAUCAUCAAAUCAAGGUAUCUUGAUUGGUGCUUAUAUGUGCAAAAUGCAUUGGUUUCUAUGUACGGGAGGUGUGGGGAUAUAUAUUCUGCCCGUGUUCUAUUCGAUAAAAUGCUUGACAGGGACGCUGUUUCAUGGAACUCUAUCAUUUCUGCAUAUGCAUCCAAUGGCAUGUGGGCAGAAGCUUUUGAGCUUUUUCAAGGUAUGAGACUGGAUGGCGUCGAGAUAAAUAUGAUCACUUGGAACACAAUAAUUGGAGGGCGCCUAAGGAUAGGCGACUAUGGAGGGGCACUUGAGUGUCUCUCCGAGAUGAGAAAAUGUGUAUUGCAUUUAGACGAUGUUUCUCUUUGUAUAGGUUUGAGUGCAUGCUCUCAUAUUGGUUUGAGAGCACUAACUUUGGGGAAAGAAAUCCAUGCUAUAGCUAUUCGCAGCAGUCUUAGUGAGGCUGAUAAUGUUAAAAAUGCUCUAGUCACUAUGUACUCCAAGAGCAAGGAACUGAAUCAGGCAUAUAUGCUGUUUGAAUCAGUUGAAGUUAAAGAUAUCAUUUCUUGGAACUCCAUCAUUUCUGGUUAUGCGCAUUGGGAAUACUCUGAAAAAGCAUCCUUUCUGCUCAGGGAAAUGUUUCUUUCUGGCAUGAAACCUAAUUAUAUAACACUUGUAAGCAUUAUUUCACUAUGUGGUCGGGUAGCUAAUCUGCAACACGGGAAGGAAAUUCAUUGUUACAUCACAAGGCGUGUAUGGUUCAAAGAUGAUUUAUUAUUGCUUGGGAAUGCACUUAUUGAUAUGUAUGCAAGGUCAGGAAAAGUUGUUCUAGCAAGACAGUUAUUUGAUUUGUCGAGCCAAAGGAAUGUAGUGACUUACACCUCAUUAAUAACUGGUUAUGGGAUACAAGGAGAGGGACAAACUGCUCUAGGACUAUUUGAUGAGAUGAUCAAGUUUCAGAUAAAACCAGAUCAUGUAACUAUGGUUGCUGUUUUGUCUGCUUGUAGUCAUUCUUGUCUUAUUAUCCAAGGAGAAAGGUUAUUCAGUAAGAUGGAAAGUGUAUAUGGUAUAACACCUUGUUUUGAGCAUUUUUCUUGCAUGGUUGACCUCUAUGGGAGGGCUGGCUUACUAAAGAAAGCUAAAGCAAUCAUAAUGAAGAUGCCUUAUAAGCCAACAGCAGCAGUGUGGGCCACUCUCAUAAAUGUAUGUCGAAUACAUGGAAAUACAGAGAUUGGAGAAUGGGCUUCGGAAAGGUUACUGGAAAUGCAACCAAACAAUGCAGGAUAUUAUGUCAUGAUUGCUAACACGUAUGCUGCUGCCGGUAGCUGGGACAAACUAGCUAAAGUGAGGACCAUUAUGAGAGAUCUUGGUGUAAGGAAGCCCCCUGGCUGUGCUUGGGUCAAUGUAGGGGCUGGGUCUUUUCCCUUUUUGGUAGAGGACAUGACAAAUCCUGAAGGGAUAAGAGUUCAUCCUGUUUUAGGUGAAUUGACAAAGCAAAUAAAAGAUGUUGGUUAUUUCAUGGAGAACAUGAACAUAAAUGAUGAAUAUGCAGAAGAAAGAAGGAUUUCCUGCUAAAUUCAUCUCCCAGGUCCAUUUAUGGAACUGCAUGCAUGUUUAGAUUCCCUCCGGCAUUGCACUGCUCUGAACGAGAGAAGAGUGGGGGAUCAUGGCACUUGAAGUAGUUAG